Lottia gigantea (owl limpet) is the source of this 1014-nucleotide messenger RNA. RefSeq lists its product as hypothetical. The record is from RefSeq and is a predicted model, not a curated record. The transcript is spliced from 3 exons. Lineage: Eukaryota; Metazoa; Mollusca; Gastropoda; Lottiidae. Bases 1 to 1014 code for a protein of 337 amino acids.
AUGGAAGAAGACAAAACUGAUAAUAAUGAUAAUGACAAUGAUGAUAAUGAUGUAAUUAAUGAUGAACAGAACAAUAAUGAUACUCCAAAUUGUGUUCGAGGAUUCAAACAGUUUGAUAACGUUUGUCUCAAAACGUAUCAUUAUGCCACCGAUUAUGAGACAGCUGACCGAAAGUGUCGAAACCAAGGAAGCCAUUUGAUUAGAGGCACCAAAAAGACACUAGAGAAGAUGUUAAAGAAUAUGAAGAAUAAGAAAAUGAUAGAAAACACUAAGUAUUGGACAAGUAGUUAUGAUCUAGAUGAAAACAGCAUUUGGUUCCAUCGGUUUGAUCCCAAAGAUUUCGCUAUGGUAAUGUCAAUAGAUGGGAAAGAUAUUGAAGAAAGGGUCGAAAGCCGAUCAAUGAGGUACAAAUUUAUUUGUGAAAGACAUUCCAAAUCAAAACCCAAAGAAUUGGAAGUGAAAGAGAGUUUUCAGAAGGAGAAAGGAUCCAUUGAACAGGAGCACUCGCUUGAAGAAGCUGAUAUAGUAAUAGAAAUACUUUCUGAGGGAGAGAUAGUUAAUGAACUCGGAUUAAUAAAUGAUGAACCAAGCGAACUUACGGAUUCACAACAGAGUUCAGAGGCAAGCGACCUUAGUUCACAACAGAGUUCAGAGGAGAGCGAUCUUAGUUCAGAGGCAAGCGAUCUUAGUUCACAACAGAGUUCAGACGCAAGCGAUCUUAGUUCACAACAGAGUUCAGAGGAGAGCAAAAUAAACUCAGAACAGGAACAAGAAGAUUUAGAAAAAGAACCAGAAAAUCGGUUAUCAGAGGAACAGUGGGGUGAACAGACUCCGGAUGAACUUGGAGCAGCAGAAUAUUUGAAAGAUCAGCAGGUCAAAGAACAUGGUCAUGAACAACUAAUCUCAGAAGAUCAUCGAACAAAAGAACACGAAGAAAACUCGUCCCCGACAACUAUGACUGCGGCGAGCUUUCUACUUCCACUGGCUUAUAUCCUGUUAUGCAUUUUAAAUUGA